Messenger RNA from Thermochaetoides thermophila DSM 1495, 690 nucleotides. Its product is annotated as 60S ribosomal uL6 domain-containing protein. The coding region runs from base 1 to 690 and encodes 229 amino acids. The transcript has 4 exons. Gene Ontology annotation, cellular component: ribosome; cytosolic large ribosomal subunit. The record is from RefSeq and is a predicted model, not a curated record. Gene Ontology annotation, biological process: cytoplasmic translation. Gene Ontology annotation, molecular function: structural constituent of ribosome; rRNA binding. Lineage: Eukaryota; Fungi; Ascomycota; Sordariomycetes; Sordariales; Chaetomiaceae.
AUGCGCUACAUUCACAGUGAGGAGACCAUUCCGGUCCCCGAGAACGGUACGUUUCGCAAAUUCCGACGCAAUGACUACACCUUUGGGAGGACGCGGGGACGGGAAAAGAAAAGGGGAACCACCUCGUCGAAGAUUGGCGAACUCGACAUCAACGGGCUCAAGGUCUCGAUCAAGUCAAGGCUUGUCACCGUCGAGGGCCCCCGCGGCAAGCUUCAGAAGGACCUUAGCCACAUUGCCGUCAACUUCUCGGUGGUCAAGAAGGGCGUCAUCGGCCUGGAGAUCCACCAUGGCAGCCGCAAGGACGUUGCCGCCCUCCGCACCGUCCGGACCAUCAUUAACAACAUGAUCAUCGGCGUCACCAAGGGCUUCAAGUACAAGAUGCGCUACGUCUAUGCCCACUUCCCUAUCAACGUCAACGUCGAGAAGAACGCCGAGACCGGCUGCUACGAAGUUGAGAUCCGGAACUUCAUUGGCGAGAAGAUCGUCCGGAAGGUUGUCAUGGCCCCUGGUGUUGAGGUCGAGAUCUCCAAGGCCCAAAAGGACGAGCUGAUCCUCAGCGGUAACUCGCUCGAGGCCGUCUCCCAGAGCGCUGCCGAUAUCCAGCAGAUCUGCAAGGUUCGGAACAAGGAUAUUCGUAAGUUCUUGGACGGUAUCUACGUCUCGGAGAAGGGCAACAUCGUCGAGGAUUAA